ACUAUUUGAGCUGUGCUGUAAUAAAUCUUGAUAGUCCCCGUUUUAUAUCAGCGGCAAAACAAUGGAAGUGGCGAGAAAAGCCAAGGGCGCCAGCGUUCAGCUACAAUUCUACGAACAAUUCAACACAAUUGCUUGCUUUGAACCAAUCUGCGAUCCACUACUAUCUGAACUACACGACCAACAAGCCGAUCUCUCCCUUCAAGCACGCGAUCUCAGUCUCCUAAUCGGUCAACUCCAACAGUACCAGCAAGACCAUUUAGGCGUACACAGCACUCGGCCCAACAAUGCCCCUCUACGGAUACCCGCAAAGCUCUUUAAAUUUGACGAAAACCAAGCGCUGACCACCGAUUCACCUGUUUACUUCAUUUUACGAGCCGCAUACACUUAUCGCAUCAAACAUAAUUGGCGCAAGUUUGACUUUGGUCCUUCCAAAAAAAGCAAGAAUGCAGAUUUAAUUAAAGGCAUCCGUGAAGAACUACAACAAGCCGGUUUGAUCAUAAGUGCAACGAUCGGCUUAAGCGACACAGUGCCGGACUCUGCACGGAAAACCAUAAAAUCUUUAGCAAAAAAAAUACACUUACAAGUCCUUGACGACGCAAGCGAAGCAACACAUAUCUUACACGGACCACUCCACGAAUAUGAAGUUGGGGAAGAAGAGUGGUUCCGUACGUUAGAGAAGCGUGACAGAAAUGUACUGGUGCACUGGUGGUACUUUCCCGACUCAUACGACAGCUGGCUGCCACAAACCGACCAAUUUGCUGAUCCAGAAGAAGCUCCCGAACACCAUGGUGCUUGGAAUAUCGCUACACGAUGGCUACAAGAUAGCGUGAAAUACAAUGAGCUCGUGAACGAAGAGGAUUACGAGGACGUCGACGGUGAAGAGGAUCAAGAAGAAGAAGAGCUGGAAGAAGCAGAGGAGGAGGAGGAGUUACCAGAUGCUACAACCGCGGAUGUUAGACAGCGAAGUGAAUCAAUAAGCGAAUCGAAAUUGAAAGCCUCCGUGCCUUCAUCGUCUACGCUCGUCAAAACUGAAUUAUCAAGCAGUAAACAGCAGCAGGAAACACAGCCUCCACCGCCAUCACAGCAGCAACCAGCAUCAAUAUCCACUUGUACUAGCACUGCUACAUCACCCCAACAACAAGUUCGGCAACCGUUACAGCAUCUGGAUUAUGUCGAAGUAACCGUCGCACCGCCUGUACCUGUUCUUAAUCCGGAAUCGCAACCUGCUGUGCGUAUUCGAGAUAUUGAAAAGGAUCGACCCCAGCUUGGUAGCCGACAACGCAAGAAUGAAUUUGAGCCAUACAGCAACGGUGAUGCUACGAACAUCUCUCAAUACACCAAAGAGUUCAUGGAAAAUCCUGCCAAGAGCGAUGUUUCAUUGAUGGACUUGGAUAAACCCGAAGAUAUCGAAGACGUCGAAUCGAGUGAUGAUGACAAAACCUUUACAGGCCCAGAAUGGUUCAGUCUGUCAGAUAUAGCAGACAGGGAGAAAGUAGCGCUUCCGGAAUAUUUCAAGAGUCAAGACAAGCGAGGGGAAAAGGGAGCAAAUGAAUACAAAAAGUAUCGAAAUUUCAUGGUUCAAACAUAUCGAAAGAAUCCGGGAUAUUACCUGACCUUUUCUGCGUGCAAGGAUGCGCUCAAAAUUGAUAUGCUGGCCAUUGUUCGGAUACAUACAUUCUUGGAACAGGCAGGACUGAUCAACCAUUUGGUCGAUCCGCGUCGAAGGCUGUUCGAUCCAUAUAUUGACAGCGAACCAGAAGCACAAAUUUCGCAGCCAGGAACACAACGCGAUUUCUCUGUCAACGAGCCAGAUAUUCAAUUCUUACGCAACCUGAUUUAUGAAGAGAUUCCCAAGAAUUCGAAAGAAUCCGCAUGGGAUGUGGAAGUGUAUGACGACCUGAAUGCAGACGGACGUAGUGUGUUCUCGUGCACAAACUGUCAUGGAGAUUGUAGUGAAACGCGCUAUCAUAGUCUCAAAUACAAGGGAAUACAUGUAUGCACCAACUGCUUUUUAGAUGGCAGAUUUACAGCGGCAACGUGCAAAGGCGAAUUUUUGCGUGUCGACAAGGGUGAUCGAGAAGUACCAGAAGAUACAUGGUCCGAAGAAGAACUUUUGCGAUUGCUGGAGGCAGUAGACAAGAAUGACGAUGACUGGCUUGCCAUCUCAGAGCAUGUGGCCACACGUACCAAAGAGCAAUGCAUCACACAGUUCCUACAACUUCCCAUCAACGACGAAUUCUUGACAGCCAAAUUAUCAAACAAGGAAUUAGAGGAACUGCCUUUUGGUGAGCAGCCGAAUCCGGUCAUGACUUUGAUCGCAUUUCUAUCCAGUCAUAUCAACCCUGGUAUCGGAUCGUCUGCAGCAAAAAGUGCACUCAAGGAACUAAUGAAGAAAGACUCGGAAGAGGAACAGGCAAACGGCUCGGCAAACAAAGAAGACAGAAUGGAUGUGGAUAGUCAAAGUGACGACGAUGACGACGAUAUGGAUGAUGAUGAUGAUGAGGAGGAGGAGGAGGCAAAGACCGCCUUUUCUCGUAAGAAGAUGAAAAAGGCAACUGUUGCAGCAUUGGAAAGCGCAAUCGAUCAUGCAAAGAAGCUUGCAUCUUACGAACACGAGGAAAUUCAGCAUUGGACACGUUUAGCAGUUAAAACUUUGGUCGAUAAACUGAUGAUCAAGGUACAACAAUAUGAUGAACAAGAAGUGUUUUUGGAGAACGAGCUCAAAGAACUUGAGAAGCAAGGCAACACUUUGCUUACCUCACUAGAAGCAUUAAGUAAGCAAUAUCCUCCUGGCAACAGAGCGCUAUAUGCUGCUGCCAAAAUGACCAACUCCAAUCCUGCUAUUACAAUCCCACCUACAAGUACUACUGUUGCAGCAACUAGUGGUCCGCCUGAAAGUACUGCUGGCUCGAUCAUUGCUCCUGCGACCAGUGCUACGUCGCCCACCACCACAACACCUACCACAACCACUCCUACUACCCAGCAUUAAUUACUUACUCUCGCUUGUAUGAUAUUUCCCCCAUUUAACAUAACGUUCUGCUUUUUGUUCAAACC
Molecule: messenger RNA, 3054 nt
Organism: Zychaea mexicana
Lineage: Eukaryota; Fungi; Mucoromycota; Mucoromycetes; Mucorales; Lichtheimiaceae
Exons: 4
Coding region: 62-2989 (975 amino acids)
Cellular component (GO): SWI/SNF complex
Molecular function (GO): protein binding
Source: RefSeq, a predicted model, not a curated record